Molecule: messenger RNA, 1170 nt
Organism: Linum tenue
Lineage: Eukaryota; Viridiplantae; Streptophyta; Magnoliopsida; Malpighiales; Linaceae
Source: the annotation of a GenBank genome assembly
AUGAAUAUGCAGACAGCUAACAAAUUGAAAGUCCUAGAUCUCUCCGGAUGCAGUUCAUUGACCAAAAUCCCCGAAUCCCCACAAUCCUCCUGGAAUCUGGAGGUGCUCAACCUUUCAUAUCUCGAUCUAAAUUCGGGUUUGGAGUUGGACGUUAGCAAUUUGCGGAACCUAACAGUGUUGAAUCUAUGUGGCAUCAAAUUAGAAAGGAUAGUUGGCGGAACCAUUGGAACUAUGGAAAGGCUCCAAGAGCUUGAUCUUAGCAUGCUCGAGCGCAGCAAUCUGGAGGAAGUGGUCGUCGAUAUCGGGGAAUUGUCUUCUCUUCAGAUCCUGAAAACAACGGGGAUGACGAAGAAGAAGAUCAUAGAAGAAAAUGAAGAUCACCACCAAACUGAGGCGGCGGAGCUACCGUUAUUAUUAGGGAGGCUUCCAACGAGUCUGAAAGUGCUACACACUUCAUCUCCGGUUGUUAAUCUCUCGGAGCUGGUGGCUUUGGAGGAACUGAUGGUUGUGAAAUGUGAUUCUGGUCUCCAAAUCCCUACGACUAAGAGUUCGUGGUGGAGUGAAUCCAAACUGAAGUUCAUGAUGCUUAAAAACUCCAACAUGGUUCCCGCAGAAUCUUCUUCUUGUUGUCGGCUCCCAACAUCUUUGACAAAUCUCCACGUGUGGGAUUGUUCGGAAUUGAAGUGGUUGCCAAACUUGGAGAACCUCGAGAAUUUGACCGACUUGUUUGUUGACGGAUGUGGCAGUCUGCAAGAAAUCCAAGGGCUUGACAAUUUGUUGUUGGCCGGAUCUAGUAAGUUGGAGUCUAUUUCGAUGACGUAUUGUCCUCUUCUCACAUCAACGUUCCGCCGCCGUCACGACGACGUCGGCCGUCGUGAGAAAAGAGUCGAAUCUAUGAAAGCAUUGUGCAUCGUCAAGUGUGGCGGCGGCAUACCUCAUCUGUCAAACUUCCCAAGGCUUACGUCGCUGGAAAUUGGGGACGUAACUGAUGAAUUAGCGGCUGAUCAGCAGGGAAUGGGAUCACAACUAGACGGCAUUGCCAAUCUGGAAGAGCUAAAAUAUCUAAGCCUGUUUGUAACAGGAAAUGAAUCCCUAAAAUUCAAUGCCAACGGUCAACAGAUUUCGAAGGUUGAAGACACUCUCCAAUCCGGCAGCGUUUCAGGUGGCUAG